AUGGAGUCCAUGUUGAAUAAAUUGAAGAGUACCGUUACAAAGGUAACGGCUGAUGUCACCAGUGCAGUCAUGGGAAAUCCUGUUACCAGGGAAUUUGAUGUUGGCCGACAUAUUGCCAGUGGUGGUAAUGGUCUUGCCUGGAAGAUAUUUAAUGGAACUAAAAAAUCAACAAAACAGGAAGUGGCUGUUUUUGUUUUCGAUAAGAAGCUAAUAGACAAGUAUCAAAAAUUUGAAAAGGAUCAGAUUAUUGAUUCUUUAAAACGAGGUGUUCAACAGCUAACCAGGCUUCGACACCCUCGACUACUUACUGUUCAACAUCCAUUGGAAGAAUCCAGGGAUUGCUUGGCAUUUUGUACAGAACCAGUUUGUGCAAGUUUAGCUAACGUUCUUGGCAGCUGGGACAACCUACCUUCUCCUUUACCAUCUGACAUUAAAGAAUACAAACUUUAUGAUGUGGAGACCAAAUAUGGUUUGCUUCAGGUUUCUGAAGGCUUGUCAUUUUUGCAUAGCAGUGUGAAAAUGGUCCAUGGAAAUAUUAAUCCUGAAAAUAUAAUUUUGAAUAAGAGUGGAGCAUGGAAAAUUAUGGGCUUUGAUUUUUGUAUCCAGUCAACAAAUCCAUCUGAACAGGAGCCAAAAUUCCCUUGUAAGGAAUGGGAUCCAAACUUGCCAUCCUUGUGUCUUCCAAAUCCUGAAUAUUUGGCACCAGAAUAUAUUCUCUCCGUGAGCUGUGAGACAGCCAGUGACAUGUACUCUCUAGGAGCUGUUAUGUAUGCAGUGUUUAAUAAAGGGAAACCAAUUUUUGAGGUCAACAAGCAGGAUAUUUAUAAAAGCUUUAGUAGACAGCUGGACCAGCUGAGCCGUUUAAGCUCCAGUACUCUUCAGAAUAUACCAGAGGAGGUGCGUGAACAUGUAAAGCUACUCUUAAAUGUAGCUCCAGCAGUCAGACCAGACGCAGAUCAAAUGACUAAGAUACCGUUCUUCGAUGAUGUAGGAGCAAUGACGCUUCAGUAUUUUGAUUCAUUAUUUCAAAGGGAUAACCUUCAGAAAUCACAGUUUUUUAAAGGACUACCAAAGGUUCUGCCAAAACUACCGAAGCGUGUUAUAAUUCAGCGAAUUUUGCCUUGCUUGACUUCUGAAUUUGUGAAUCCUGAUAUGGUACCCUUUGUCUUGCCUAAUGUUCUCCUAAUUGCUGAGGAAUGCACCAAAGAAGAAUAUAUCAGGCUCAUUCUGCCUGAUCUUGGUCCUGUUUUUAAGCAGCAAGAACCAAUCCAGGCAAGCAACAUGAUCUUGUUGAUCUUCCUGCAAAAAAUGGACUUGCUUCUAACCAAAACUCCACCCGAUGAAAUAAAGAACAGUGUUCUACCAAUGGUUUAUAGAGCCUUGGAAGCACCUUCAAUUCAGAUCCAGGAGCUUUGCCUAAACAUAAUUCCCACAUUUGCCAAUUUAAUAGAUUACCCAUCAAUGAAAAAUUCAUUAAUUCCAAGAAUUAAAAAUGCAUGUUUGCAAACGUCUUCUCUUGCUGUCCGGGUAAACUCACUAGUGUGCUUAGGCAAGAUUUUGGAGUACUUGGAUAAAUGGUUUGUGCUUGAUGAUAUUUUACCUUUUCUACAACAAAUUCCAUCCAAGGAACCUGCAGUGCUAAUGGGAAUUUUAGGUAUUUACAAAUGUACAUUUACUCAUAAGAAGUUGGGAAUUACCAAAGAACAGCUUGCAGGAAAAGUAUUGCCCCAUCUGAUUCCUCUUAGUAUUGAGAACAAUCUUAAUCUCAAUCAGUUCAAUUCUUUUAUUUGUGUUAUAAAAGAUAUGCUUAAUAGAUUGGAGGCAGAGCAUAAAACAAAACUUGAGCAACUUCAUGUCAUGCAAGAGCAACAGAAGUCUUUGGAUAUAGGUAACCAAAUGAGUGUGUCUGAAGAAGCAAGAUCUAGUAGUACAAGCAAUCAGAUCGACAAGGUAUUUAAUACUAGUGGAACUGACCUUCUAAUUAGUGGAUCUGAUAGUAAAGAGAAUGAGAUGUCAUCAAAACAGAAAAAGGCAUCACUUACACUUGAAGAGAAACAAAAGUUAGCUAAAGAACAAGAACAGGCACAGAAACUGAAAAGCCAGCAACCUCUUAAGCCACAAGCAACUGCAAUAACACCUCCAGUGAAGCAGACAAAAGACUUGACAGAUACCUUGGUAGAUAAUAUGUCAUCUUUGACUAGCCAUUCUAUCAACAAAGCUAAAGUUGCAUCUUCAAACAGCUUCUCUUCUGUCCCUUCUAUGGGUGUUGGAAUGGGAUUUUCAUCACCUAUUGACAACACAAAGAUAAAUAUAACAAACGGACUAAAUACUAAUAUGGGUUUUCAGACUGCUGGAUUCAGUAUGGGAGCUGGUCCAAACACUCAGAAUUUCUUCAGUGGUCCAAGCGCAACAGCAACAACCAAGAUGAACAUUGUACCGACUGCCAAUAUGCCAAAUUACAGUCCUAUGAAUGCUGCCUCUGCAAUCUCUCCACUGACACAACAAAACAGACCCCCAGAUAUGUCUGCUUUAGAUAAUCUUUUUGGUCCUCAAAAACCCAAAGUUAGUAUGAAACAGUUGGCUCAACAGAAAUCAAGCCAGUGGGUUAAUCAGUUUGUACCCCCGCAAGGGUCCCCGAGUGCAAGCAGUUCAGUCUUGGGACCUCAGAUGAACAUGAUAGGACAGCCUGGCUUUGGUAUACAGGGUAAUCCUUUCUUUGCUCCUCAGAACUUUACACAACCAGCAAACACAAUGACAAACAGCAGCUCAGCUAGUAAUGACUUAAAAGAUCUUUUUGGGUAAAAUGUUUUGUUUUCUUCUUUCAAAGAUUGAGGAAAUUUGGAUCAUGGGUAAGCUGAUUAACAUCUUUUUUUUUAUUAGUAAAAGCAUGACUUGGGAAAACUUUCAACCCAGCAAAGUAAAGACUUUUGCACUGGAAAAAAGACUUGAUUUUGCAUUCACCUGGUACUACAAUCGAAUUGCGUAAGUGCAGAGUCAUCUUAUGUGCUAAAGAUUUCCUGUCUCUUUACCGAACAUCAGAGCACUGAAGGUAUAUUCAAUCGAAAAAGAAGCAGCUAAGUAUUUCAAAAUUAUUCAGAAGUGUAUUCAAUCAACUCCUAUGAAAUUUCCUAGGGGGUAAUAACGCAAUCCUGCAGCCCAGUCCUUUCAGUGUCUGCAAAAUUCUUACUGAUGACUUGUGUUGCCUGAAUUUGGCACAAACUGGGAAAAAGUAAAUUUUCAUGCUGCCUCAAAAAGUUUUGUUGGCCAUGUUAUGUAGAAAGAUCACUAACCAGUAUCUGUGUAAGAGGCUAAGAAGAGAAAAUAUUUUGCAUUUCUUCUCUUAUAAGAUAAUUAAAAUUGAUGUGGUAGUAAACUACAACAAGAUUCAGGCAUAAGAAGUUGUAAAAUUUUGUACAAGUUUGGGACAGAGUAAGAACACUGCUCCAAUGGUCAUGCUGGUUUACAACCUGUUUUAUAAUGCUAGAUCCUUGCUACCAGCCACAUAGCAAAAGCAACAUACCACUUAAGCAGGAUUUUAAAAUACAUGUGGUGGCAUGAUCACAUUUAUUAUAUAUUCCAGUGUUUUGGCUAAUUUGAUACUGCUUCUAACUGGUGUGAAAAAAGAAUAUGAAUAGUUAUGGAACCUCCUAAAAAGAAUGUUCUCUGUAAUAUUAAGAUGCUGACUGCCCCAAUUGUGUAACUAAGCAGUUCUGUGUAACUAAACACACACUGUUUAGUUACACAGUACUUUAUAGAUUUUGGCUCCACUGGGAAGAUGGAAAAGGAUUGCCUCGUACAAGUUGCACAUGGUUGUGUGAAAAAGCAGACUGCCAUAAAUUGCCUUGACUAGAAUAAACUAUUUAAUUUUAAUUUUGUUUUAACUCAAGUCCUUAUGAAGGAUAGAUGAAUAUGAAGCAAGUUCUCAAAUACAGAUUUGAACUCUAGAAUAUAUGAUAAAUACACAGGUAUUUCUGAUCCUUUUUGUUGUAUUACUCCAAAUUUAAUAAAGUUCUCCAGAAAACCAAACAGUAGUUUCUGCUACUUCCCAGAAGGUGUAUGUUCAGCUUGCCCAUGAUAGAAUCUGUGCUCUGUCAGAUGCUACUGUUGGGUUUUAACUUUUUCUUCCCUAGGAAUUUCAGGAGCUUUCUUACAUAAUAUUUUGAAGACUAUAGCUGGCUAUUUUGAGAAGGAAAGAACUAGUUACCUUUUUUAUGGAAAGCCUACAUGCUUUAUUUUUCAAAGCCUUUCACUGAAGAAAUUGUUCUUUCAUUUGCUGCUUAAGAAACCAAAGGGCCUUAUGCUGUAAAUGUGACUUGUAUUUUGUUAUAUUUCCACAGUUCUAAGCGGUAAUAGCAUUAAGCAUAUUUCUUAAAGAAUUGUUUAUGUACUAUAGCUGCUGCCUUAGUCCUAUUAUUUUAAAAUACCUGGGACCAGUGAAAUUGUGGUUUAGACAACAGUACCUAACACAUUGUGAUGCUUACGUGCUGUUAAUAUUCAUGGUAAACAUUGUAGGUUAUGUUAAGAUAUCUGUGUAAACUUAAGACAAUACUAGAACUGUUAAAGUAUUUAAAUUCAUUUACACUUACUAGUAUUCUAUACUCUCAAUCACACUAAUGUCUUCUUUUAUGUCAACUUUUGAAAGCUACGUUUUGUUAG
Gavia stellata (red-throated loon) is the source of this 4656-nucleotide messenger RNA. RefSeq names its product SCY1 like pseudokinase 2 (gene SCYL2). Gene Ontology annotation, biological process: protein phosphorylation. The coding region runs from base 1 to 2802 and encodes 933 amino acids. The record is from RefSeq and is a predicted model, not a curated record. The transcript has 18 exons. NCBI's taxonomy places the organism in Eukaryota, Metazoa, Chordata, Aves, Gaviiformes, Gaviidae. Gene Ontology annotation, molecular function: protein kinase activity; ATP binding.